Molecule: messenger RNA, 1533 nt
Organism: Lindgomyces ingoldianus
Lineage: Eukaryota; Fungi; Ascomycota; Dothideomycetes; Pleosporales; Lindgomycetaceae
Product: cytochrome P450
Exons: 4
Coding region: 1-1533 (510 amino acids)
Molecular function (GO): oxidoreductase activity, acting on paired donors, with incorporation or reduction of molecular oxygen; iron ion binding; monooxygenase activity
Source: RefSeq, a predicted model, not a curated record
AUGUCUUCGUCAACUCUUCCGCUCAUUCUCCCUUCACAUAUCAUACAUACUCUUACUUUCAGUAAGGCAGUCUUGGGACUGGUGGUAUUUGUUGCUCUUCGCUUCAUCGGAACUGCCAUCUACAGACUCUACUUCCAUCCUCUACGAAAUUUCCCCGGCCCAAAGCUCCAUGCUAUUACGCAAAUUCCUGCCGUUUACAGUAUCUGGAAAGGGCAAUACCAUAACUUAAUGGUAGAACUGCAUCACAAAUAUGGCCACGUUGUCCGUGUUUCACCGAAUGAACUCAGCUUCAACGACCACCGCGCCUGGAAAGAUGUUCACGGCCACCAGAAGCCCGGCCAGCCAAAGCCCAUUAAGCACCCCAGCUGGUACGUUCCGGCUAUCAACGAUGUCCACACGAUCAUCUCAGCCAACGAUGUCGACCACGCUCGCACCCGCCGCAUCUUUUCCAACGCCUUCUCCGAUAAGGCGUUGAAGCAACAGGAAGGACUUUUCGCUAGGUACGCCGAUUUGCUCGUCCAUAAGAUCAAGGAAUCCUAUAACAAAGAUAAAAACCAUGUCAUCGAUAUGGUGCGUAUGUACAACUACACCACCUUCGAUAUCAUGUCUGAUCUUGCAUUCGGUGAGCCUUUGUAUCUGUUGACAAACGAGGAAUACAUUCCGUGGGUUACCAAUAUCUUUAAGUCGAUCCGAACAGGUUCUAAGGCUGGCAUCAUCCGCUACUGGCCAAGCCUGUAUACCCUCGCUAAGAAACUCACUGGGAAUACUUUCCAGAAGAAGCGCGUUGUCCACUUCCAGUACUGCGUUGACCGUGUUGACCGCCGUAUCGCUCGUGGCUCCGAUCAACCCGAUAUCUGGAACUUAGUUCUAAACGCAAAGGAAGGCCGUGGUCUGUCCAAGGGUGAGAUGUACGCUAACACGACUGUUUUCAUGAUUGCUGGGACCGAGACCACUGCUACUCUACUUUCCGGUCUGACUUACUACCUCCUGAAGCACCCUGAGGUCCUCAAGAAACUGGCAGCGGAAAUUCGAGGCGCGUUCCAGAGCGACGAGGAUAUCACCAUUGAAGGACUCCAGCGUCUCAAGUAUCUGCAUGCUUGUCUCGAAGAAGGCCUUCGCAUGUAUCCUCCAGUCCCAAUUGGACUGCCUCAUCUUGUUCCACCGCAGGGUGUUCAGAUCUGCGGAGACUAUAUCCCUGGAGGAACCACCGUCCAGGUCCAACAGCUCGCCAUGUACCGUUCCGAGAAGAACUUCGCAGAGCCCAAUUCUUUCAUUCCCGAGCGUUGGACCUCUGAAGCCGAUGGGAAAUUCAAUUCGGACAACAAACACGCUCUACAACCUUUCGCUUAUGGUCCUAGGAACUGUCUUGGAAAGAAUCUUGCGUACCACGAAAUGCGCAUCAUCCUCGCGAAGAUCAUAUUCCACUUCGACCUCUUGCUCAAUGAAGAGUCCAAUGACUGGGACACUCAAGAGGUAUACACGCUGUGGCAGAAGCACCCUUUAAAGUGCAAGCUUACUCCUGUCCGAGAGUAG